Messenger RNA from Fulvia fulva, 1149 nucleotides. Its product is annotated as Oxidoreductase BOA17. The transcript is spliced from 2 exons. NCBI's taxonomy places the organism in Eukaryota, Fungi, Ascomycota, Dothideomycetes, Mycosphaerellales, Mycosphaerellaceae. The record is from RefSeq and is a predicted model, not a curated record. Bases 1 to 1149 code for a protein of 382 amino acids.
AUGGCACAUCGCUCACCGACUACAGUUCUAGCCAAUAACCCUAGACUACAUCUCCCAUCCACCACCGAUCCGCCCAGCGAGACGAACCCGCCCACGCAGAAGACAUGGCUGAUCUUUGGCGCGACUGGACACAUUGGGCGGUCGCUGUCGAAGGCCGCGUUGAGCCAUGGGGAUAAUGUUACGGCUGUGGGAAGGACGGGGGAGAAUAGUAUGCAGCAGAUGCAGGGGUGGCAUGAAAGAUGUCUGGGACUGUUAUGUGAUGUCAGAGUACGGCAUACCGUGAAAGAGGUUAUCGAUUUGUGUAUACAGCAUUGGGGCAAGAUCGAUAUCAUUGUGAACUGCACAGGCUACGGCGUAAUAGGCUCCUGCGAAGACCAAGACGACUGUGACCUCCGCUCCCAAUUCGAGACAAACUUCCUCGGCACCUUGAACAUCAUCCAACUCUCCCUCCCACACCUCCGGGACCAAGCCGCGAAACGCAACGAAGAUGAAAACGCAGGCCGCUACCUCAUCUUCUCCUCCACAUCCGGCGCCCUCGGCGUACCCGGACUAGGGCCCUACUGUGCCACCAAGUACGCUACCGAGGGUUUGAUCGAAAGCAUGCUAUACGAGAUCGACUCCUUCGGCAUCAAAGCCACCCUGGUAGAGCCUGGCCAUAUGCGCAUCGAUGAGCCAACCGGCUUGGACGACAAGGCACCGGAUGGAACAACGAAUGAUGAGAAUGAUGUGAAGAUCAAGAAGUACGGCCACUUCCUCGUCAAGGCGCCAUCCGCACCAUACGACACCCCCACCGCACCAGCCGGCCACGCGAGGAGGAUCGUCCAAUGGCUCUCAGACCGGCAACCCACCAGCGCCGUCAAGUCGGCAGAACUUGUAUGGCAACUGGGGCAUUGUCGCUACCCGCCGCUGCGGUUGCUGUUGGGGACGUAUGCGGUGGAGAGUGUGAGGGAUAGGCUGAGGAGUGUGAUUGAGGAGAUUGAAGAUUGGAAGCAUCUGCACUUUCCAGUUCUGGAUGAGAAUGGGAAGGUCAAAGGGGAUAAAGGUGGUGGUGAUGAGGAUUUUGAUAUGAAGGGUGACGAUGAUGGUAUGGAUCUUGGGGAGGAUGGGAUGGGGGAGGCUGAUAUUAAGGAGGAGGAGGAUGAGGUUUGA